Messenger RNA from Pectinophora gossypiella (pink bollworm), 8467 nucleotides. RefSeq names its product calmodulin-binding transcription activator 2 (gene Camta). NCBI's taxonomy places the organism in Eukaryota, Metazoa, Arthropoda, Insecta, Lepidoptera, Gelechiidae. Bases 487 to 4005 code for a protein of 1172 amino acids. Gene Ontology annotation, cellular component: nucleus. The record is from RefSeq and is a predicted model, not a curated record. The transcript has 24 exons. Gene Ontology annotation, biological process: regulation of transcription by RNA polymerase II. Gene Ontology annotation, molecular function: double-stranded DNA binding; protein binding; transcription coregulator activity.
AGUCGCGAUCCAACCCGCGCCGGGCCCGCGCGUGUCCAUUUACCCCACACUCUGGACAGUAAAGCGAUUUUCCCUUAAAACUUGUCGGUUGUCACGUGGUCAUUAUGGUGGUUUUAAACAGAAUUAAACGACUGUAAGCGCCUUCGAGCCACAGAACAGCUGUCCGCGUAUGAGGCGGAUAUAGAUUCCAAGCACUAAGUGACCAGUAGCGCGUGAUGCGCUCGCGCUAGCAGGCUGGCGGGGUACGCGCGGCACGCGGCGUACGGCGGCGCGGCGUACCAUGCGCGCGCCGCCCUCCCGCUCAACGCAAAUGGCGAACCGAUCAAGUUGCCCGAAAACCUGGAGAGCCUGCCCCGAGCUGAACACUUCGCGGCGCAGCGACACCGAUGGAACACCAACGAGGAAAUCGCUGCCAUACUCAUUAGUUUCGACAAGCACAGCGAAUGGCAAUCCAAGGAGGUCAAAAUCCGGCCAAAAAGCGGCUCAAUGCUGCUAUACAGCCGCAAGAAGGUCCGAUACCGACGCGACGGCUACUGCUGGAAGAAGAGGAAGGAUGGCAAAACCACGCGGGAGGACCACAUGAAACUCAAGGUGCAGGGGACCGAGUGUAUCUACGGGUGCUACGUACACUCAGCCAUUCUGCCUACUUUCCAUCGACGGUGCUACUGGCUGCUCCAGAACCCCGACAUAGUUUUGGUGCACUAUCUGAACGUCCCUUACCCUGAUGACAACAAGCUGGCCACUGUGGCUCCCAGCUUGGCGUUGUGGGCUGACAAGAAGGAGUGGACAAAAGAUGAGCUGGUUAGCCAACUCAAGCCGAUGUUCUUCAGCGAAGAUGAGCCGGACAUCAAUAAUGAGUUGGAGAUUUCAGGCAAAAUGUUCCAGACGGCGGAGACGGUGGAAGCCAUAGUGGGCCAGCUGAUGGAGAAGCAACGAGCUGCCAGAGCUGCCGCUCUCGCCAGACAACUGGAGUGUGGCUGCCCCGACUCCACCUGCCAAGACUCCCGCACCUGCGCGCACCCUCUUCGGCGUAUCCAAGCGGCCAAACCACCGCCUUCAGAUCACCACGUCUCCUCCACCACCGGACCUUCGCCACGACCCAUGUCGCAACCCCCACGGCAGUACACCAGAGAUCACAGACCCACACAACAAACUGCCUCACCCCUACUAUUAUCCCUAGGACAAAUACAAGGAGGCGGAGGGCUACUAAUACUCAAUGGAGCCAGCAACGCCACGCAACAACACUCAUCACUAGUCUCACCAUUAUCAGUGACGUCAUUCGUCUGCGAAGAACCCAGAGAUAGGUAUCGACAACAAUACAAGCCCACCUUCGUACUCAAACGAGAAGUCCCAGACAGCCAACCGUCAUCGUGCAUCCGAAACUCAGAUUCAACUUACGAAGUCGAACAAGUCGAAGAGAAAGUUCAAGUAAACUUUGAUAGGAAAAUAAAAUUGGAGCCUCGGAGUAGGACCCAAGUUAUAGCUAGCGCCCCCGCAACCCCGUCUAGAUAUCCAGAUUUAGUUGAACGGUUAGAAAGUAAAGUUUUAACGGACUGUGAUGAUACGCUAGUGUUGCUAGGAACAGAUGGCCAUUUAGCGCCCUCUAGUGGAUUCUUUGACGAAACUUUAGAACUAUCACAUGAAGACAUACAGAAAACGCUAUCAGCUAAUAUGCCAACAUGUGAAUUGGAUAGAAGUGGAGUGAGAUCUACAGAAACGGCUAAUGUAAUGGUAUCAGGAAUAGACACUAUGGACUUUAUAGAAAGCUGUGAAGCUGUAGCAUCACCCACGCAUGUUGUGGACGACAAUGUUUUCGUGAAUCUUGACGCAUUUGAUAUGCUAGGAGAUUUCCCUGAACUAGAAGUAUUGGACCCCACUUCGAUAUCACAUAAUCCUGUGACUGUAAAUAUCAAAACGCCAGUUGAAGAACCAGCAGAGAAAAUGCAGACUGACUGUAACGAAGGUGCUCUGAGUAUCACGGACUACUCUCCAGAGUGGGCGUAUCCCGAAGGAGGAGUCAAAGUGUUAGUGGCGGGACCCUGGAGUGACACCACUGAUCAGUACACGGUGUUGUUUGACAAUUUCCCCGUUCCUUCGAUACUUGUGCAGAAUGGGCUUCUAAGGUGUUAUUGUCCUGCCCACGAAGCUGGCCUAGCAGCGUUGCAAGUAGCCCGAGGCGGCCGCGUAGUGUCCGACACCGUCGUCUUCGAGUACAAGGCCGGACCAGCUCCCACGCCUACGUCACCAGCUUCAGCGCCGCUACCAUCGCUGGACUUUAGACGGUUCACGUUACUCCAGCGCUUGCAGCGGCUACACGGGCGGCUGCAGAUAAAGAGUGAGCCUAUGGACGAGAAUAAUCAGAUCGAUGACGUCCAACUGUACUCGAACCCAAAAUUCGAGGAGCGUCUGGUAUCCUUCUGCCGAUCACUUAGCAAUCGCUCAGCUGGGACCUCUGAAGGUUUCACCACUGAACCUGGCGAGGAUAGCUCGUCAAUACUCCACCUGGCUGCGGCGUUGGGAUACACCAAACUAACCACCGUCUUAUUGAGGUGGAGACAAGACGACACAAGUCUAGCGUUGGAGAAGGAAGUCAAUUUGGGUGCGCGGGAUUGUGAAAACUGCACGCCUCUGAUGGUAGCAAGCGCAGCGGGCCACGUGGAGACAGCGGUGGUGCUGGCGCGGUGGAGCGCGGGCACGCGGGCUGAGGCGGGUGCGCGGCAGGCAGCGGCGGCGGCGCGGCGUGCGGGGCACGCACGGCUGGCCGCCAUCUUGGAUCGGAUACACCCUCCCGCCAGAGACGGGGUGUUCUUGAAGCCGCAUAGCCUAUCGCAAAAAGGUCGAGCGGGCAGUCUUGAAAGUAACUUGGUGAAGCGACCUUCGAUCGACAGUGGAAUUAAUAUGGCUGACGCAUUCCGUUCAAGCUCGGCCAUUGACAAGCCUGAUGGGAAAUCCUCUGCAAGAUGGGAGCGAAGCAUGUCACUCCCUUUAGACUCAGACAACUCCGAAGACAGUCUGGGAGACUCCAAGGUCGGCCGGCGUAUGGAUUUAGCCCUUUGCGAGACGGCGCCCGGCGCGGCCAGCCCGCUGAUUGACGUGGAGGCGCUGUCUGACUCCUCGUCCCGCUCCCCGCCACCGCCGCCGCCCGCAGGGGAGCAGGAUGACCGAGUGUUCACACUGGCGGAGCAGAUCAUAGCCGCGAUGCCAGAGAGGAUAAAGAACGAAAGCUCGUCGCUUCUCUCGGGGCUAGAGAAUGGCUCGGGUGGCGGAGAAGACACCCUGAUGGUGCCACUACUCGAUGACAGCACCACCUUUAGCAGCGAAUUCAGCUUUGAGUUCUGCGACAACACGUACAGAUACUGUGGAGGUUCGACUCCUUGUUCGUCAGGGUCGGUGUCCCCAGGGUCAGCCUUGUCCCCACCACCGCCGUCGCCCCGGCCCUUACCAUCAACGCCGUCAGCCACCUUGCAAGAGUUCCUGAAUGCCACCACGCACUUUUCUAGUCUUACUUUGAACGACCGUGAGCAACGUGAGUUGUACUCGGCAGCCAUAACAAUACAGAAGGCAUAUCGUCAGUAUCGGGGUAGGCAGUUGCAGAGGCGUGCCGCGGCCGCCGCCAUCACAAUACAGAACUGUUAUCGUCGGUAUAAACAGUUUGCAUAUCUGAAACAAAUGCACGCCGCAGCGACUGUGAUACAGCGCGGGUACCGCUCCCAUCGGGAGCGUCGGUUGGCUGCCACACCCGUCAAGAGGACAUAUUCGCAAAGGCGUCAAAAUCAAGCGGCGAGGAAGAUUCAACAGUUUAUGAGGCAAUCGAAAAUCAAGUUGCAGAACGCACGAGCCGAAAGCGCGAAGGUGGUCCAGCUGUUGCAGGAUGUCCACCGAAACUCGUCGCAGCUCACCACCAGUAUACCGCCCACGCCCAAUAGGGUUGUCGAUUACCUAGCACCGAGCUCGCCAAUGGACGCCGACGAAAAGUUGCUUCUGGAGCUGCUGUUCAAAAUGUGACCUGACACCUACACUUCGCCAUGUUGUGGUUCACUUUCACUUCUUUGGUUUGUUCUAUAUUAUCCCACUCUUCGAACGCCACGUAGAAACCGAUAUCUUAUAGGAAACAAUUUUGUUUGUACAAUCAAAUUGAACAGUAUUUUGUGAUGUAUGCUAGUGACUGGAUAUAUGUUCUAUAUUUGAAUUGAAGUGUAAGGAAGAGAUAUUCGUUUUUGGCAAUUUCAUUUUUAAAAAUUAAUCUUGAUAUCGGUUUCGAAUAACAUGUUUGGUGGUGCGUUUUAGAAAUAUUUCUUCAAACUUAAGUCAGCUUUCACAAAGUUCGUCAAAUAAUGUAGUAGUACCAUAUUAUAUUGCAUUGAGUUCAUGAAGUUUGUCAAAUGAAUUGGUACUUUCUGUUUAAGGUUUCCUGUUUGUAUCCUAGUCUGAAACAGGAUUUCUCUCAGAGUUGUGACAUGACUCAGGCCUUGUCUACAAUUUUUUUAAAGAAUUAUUUUCGAAUCGUAGCUGUAAUCUAUAAUAGAUGUAUUAGAAAAGUUUUGACUAUCACAAACGGUGUUAAUUUUUUACUUAACCAAAUCUCUAUUUAUUGUUUUACUUUUUCACAAUAUUUUAUUUUUCUGACAAAUGACUUGUUCAGAGUUUGCAUUCCAACUUUUGUUUUAAACUCUUCAGGUCAUAGACAGGGUUAUAUUUAGUAUAAAUUUUAUCGUAUUUGUAUUAUAUUUUCAUAAAGUAUUUUUGAGACGUUUGUUUAGGACAUUAUAUUUUUGAAAACUCUAAAUUGGAUGUAAAGUAAUUUACAAAGAUCGGCAUUGUCGGAUGUUUCACGAAAAUUUGGUCAUGAAGUUUUUCAAAAUCAGUAGCUGACGUUUGGAUGUUGCGAAUUCGAUUCUGGGAUUUGUCGUGGUUUUUCAUUUUUCAUUUCUCGAUGCGAAAAUAAUGAGUCAAAACUUGAAUUCUGAAUUCGUCUGGAGUUUAGUAGUAGGUUAAGUACAAAUUCAAAUUAUAAAUGCCACUGUUCUUAUAAAGUAGAUGCACCUAGCCUUUAAUACAAUAAAACCCGAUGAGCUGUGAGUAUUUUGAGAUUUUAUCGUAUUUAAGAGGACUAAAAGUAAUUUGCCGUUAGUUUUACUAUUGGUCGGGAGUCUACCGAAUAGUUUUAUUCCAGCCUAAAUAGGUUAAUUCUCUUUAGACACAGCGGAAAGCCUUAGACAUCAUCGAAGUUUUCUGAAGUAUUUUCCAAUAAAAUUCUUUAAACAAAAUUAUCAACUUUGAGAACCCCCGAGUUUGACAUUUUGCGGUCAGAUGUGAAAUGAACUUUUCGAAUGAAUACAUCUUUUUUAAUAUUCGCUUCGACUUUCAUCAGGAGCUAUAUUAAAAUAUACGUAUAACCCUAUUCAAGUUUCUGUCAUAUUUAAAUUGGGGUCGUUUAUAUUUUAUCAAAAUUUUCACCAUUUCCCUCAUAUAACCGUUGACGCAUUUUUAAUUUUUGAAUUAAUUAAGUUCACCUCUACCUUUGUAGUUAAUAUUGUUGACUAAUAUAUUUAUCUAAAAAUCUAAGUCAAGUAAGUUUGGCUCUUCUUAACAAUAACCUACUCAUAUUUCCAAAACCUACUAAGCAGGUGUUUCAAAAUGGCGGCUGGUUGAGAUGAUACACUUACCGUUAAAGGGGAAUGAGCCAAAUCGACCUUGUCUGUCCUUUCAGAGACCUAGUAGAAUUCAACGGAAUUUCUCUACCGACUAUUACUUUACUUGUAGAUAGUCUUUCGUUUUAGAUCCUCGAUAAAGCUACGCCGUACUUUUACAGCGUUCAUGAAGAAAUAAGGUUGUGCACCACUUAAAGUAUAGAAAAUAACUACCUAAAUAUUCCCCUUUUCUGAUUCUCUGAUAUUUUAACGUAGAAUAUAGUUCAUAGUUAAGACUAUAGGAGUAAUCAUAGCUUAACCAUAAGACGACAAGGCGCCGUCAAAUAUUUUCGAUUCGUAUUUUUAUAAAGCAAAAGUUACGAAUGAUUGCUUUGCUUGAGCAGGGCCAGAUCAGAUUUUAGUAUUUCGUUUCUGUAUCUUCUCUUUAAACGAAACCAUUUUCUAAGUUUAAUUAAAAUGUUAAAGAUUGUUUGAACAUUCCAAUCGUUUCUUCUUUUAUCCUGAAAAUUGUUUUUGAAAUUGACUUUGUACAUUCCAUUACAGAAUUCCUUCUUCUUGAAUUAAGAUUUUGGUAGGCCCAGAGUUGACAUAAGUAGGUGACGUCUGAUUCACUCUUAACGAUUUUCGAGUCGAAAGUUUGAAUAGAAAUGUAAAUCAUCAGCAGAACGUGUUCAAUGGUUUGAUAUGGUUAAGGGUGAGGCAGUGCUUUCAGAAUAUGACGAUAUUGAUGAAUGCCACGCAACACAGAUUGAGAAUAACCGUCCAGUCGUGGCGGCUUUUGCACCUUCUUGUAGUGACACAGCAGGAGCCGCGGAAUGGCUACAAGCGAACACAAACGGACAUAGAGAUGCGAUUCGCUUGCUAGGAACGGGGCACCCUGGGGCGCAAAUAACAUGUAUAUUUUAUAUUUUUGGAUCGCUAAUUUUAAGAUGUUAUAUUUAUAUAUCUAUAUGUAGUGAUGGCGGAUACGUAACCAGUAUUUCGAGAGUGUUGCGCCAAAAGUUUUGAUGUAUUAAUUUUCCAUAAACGUUUUCUCUCGUUUUAUUUCGAACGGAUAAUAGUUCGUUUAGCUAGUGGUCAUGCGUAGGUAUAUAUUUUUGGAUAGCGUGCACGAUUGCUUCACGAGCGCUGAAUAAUAUUAAUAUAUUAAUGGGUGGGGUCUGUCUAACUUCUAAAUGCAUUGGUUUCUGUAUCCACAUGAUUCUUUUUUCAAUUAUUACAAAAAUUAAAACAGUGUACGCAUAAAAGGCUGGUCAGUCAAAUUAUAUUAUCAUAAUAUGAAUAUUUGAUCACAGUAUUUUUAUCAACAUACAAUAAAUAUUAUCUAGUUCUGAAAGAAAACAAUUCAUUUUAGAAGUGGUCACUCCCCAGCCUAUAAAUAAUAAAGAAACGGGAAAAAAGUGAAAAUAAGUAAUAAAAAAAGUGAAUAUUUUUAACAGUAACGCAAACCUCUGAAAGCAAUAAUAUUUUUGUGGUGAAAUUACUCCGGUUUAUAUAAAGAGAGUAUUUUAAUAUUCCACGCGAUCGUCACACAUAGGGAAAAAUAUAGAACGCUUUUUAGUGCCACUGAAAAUGAGCUGCUUUCACUAACUGAUAAAGAGAAUGACAUGGGUAAGUACUUAACAAAUAAAUGAAUGAAAGAAAACGAAGAAUGCCUACAUUAUGCAGGUGAUUGUAACUGGCCGGAAAGUAUAGACUUAGGUAACGAUCAUGUUUAAAAAAGAAGAUGAGGACAAGAAUUUCUUGCAAAAUUUUGAGAGAUGAAACGAAACAACACCUGCGGAUUAUCAUUCUGAGAUUUUCUAUCCGAAAUGGGAAAAUAUUUGUUAGAAAAUCAUGCUUUUCCUUUGUGAUUCUCAACACUAAUAUUAUCAGCUAUAAGGAAGGAAAGAUGAGUAAUAUACAAGCUAUCUAAAGACUAAAGGAAUAAAAAGAUAUCUAAUUCAGAGGUGACGAUGUCUAAACUGACAAUGUCGAUAUACAAUGUCGUAAGGUCAACAGUUAGAUGCAUCUUUACAUCUCCAAUAAUAUACAUCUCUUUAGAACAUUUAGACAAUUAUUAUAGUUGGAUAAGGUAAGGUUAUUACCAGAAGAUCCAAAUGAUUCUUUUAAAUAAUGCUCUUUAUACGCCUUGUGUUGUGACUUUUAACCCUGUUCAGACGGAUUGAACACCAGAUACUAGUUACCGAAGUGAAUUUGAUUUGUACGCAUUAACAGUGAAAAGCAGCGCAUUUUCGGAAAGCCUUAGUAACUGACCACAGCUAAAAGAUAGUGCACUAGAAGUAGUCAUAGUUAGAUAAAUUACUACUUAUACAAUAUGAAAUAAUAAAAAAUCUUGAAAUCUAUACAUAGAAUUAAAAUUUAAAAGUUUAACUAAUACUUUUAUUAUAUUAUUAAGAAGCUUGUUCACACAUUUUAACUUCAUAUUCAGUAAGUACCUAUUUCUAAGACUAUGAUAAAUGUUAUGGUACUGGGAUGGAAGUUGGAAGUGAGAGGGAUUAUUCGGUCCAGACAUUCGAAUAUUGAAUAUACGGUCGAAUUUGUGGACCGUAUAUAUAUGUCCCGAAGAGAAUAUGGACUUCUUUUUUCGGGUGGGCUGUAGUUUUACGCUGAAAAAUUAUCAUGCCAAAGGCGAGUUUUUUUCAAAAUGUGAUAUAAAAAUGGCAAAACGUUGAGUUUAUGCGUGUAAUUGUUUAGGGUAGACACUGUUGGUUUUCAAAACGUAUUUAUGAAGGGUGUGUGUUGUGGGAAAAUCUUUAACAAUUUAAGUAUUUUAUUAAUUCAAAAUUGGAAUUUAAUAAUUAUUAUUGGAUUAA